AUGAAUUUUGCACAGAAUUCAUCAGAUGUCCGUCGUAAUGAAACGCUAUGUUAUCUCAUUGGCUUUGGUAUUGGUGUUGGUUGUUGUAUUGUCUAUCGGCUUCUAACAAAUUUUUUUACGUCUGCAACAAAUAGAAGUUUAUCUACUAAUUCAAAAUGUGAUACAAAAAAAUCCUUGCCGACAGCGUCAACAACUUGUUUUUAUUUCGACCAACACAAUUUAAUAAAUACAAAACAUGAAGAUGAUGAUGAUGAUAAUAAUAUUCGUAAUAAUACUCUUAUGGAUGAAAUGACAUGGUCGGAAAUGUCUUCAUCAUUAAGUGCGCUGAAUCUUUUUCAAGAUUCUUAUCAUUCCAAUUCAUUAACUGGUGAUUCUGGCGUUGAUUGCUCUGAAAUACCUGUACGAAAUUAUCAACAAAAUCAUGAUGACAAUGAAAUAUCAUUAAGAAAAUAUGAUUCAGACACAGGAUUGCAUCAUGAUACACAAACAGCAACCGAAUCUCAUGUCAUGUCUUACAUAUCAACAGAAAAAGGUUUAGAACGUGCAUUAGAACAAACAAGUCGUUUUUAUACUGACCUUGAACAUAUUGCAACUGAUCUCGGAACAUUAACAAAACGAUAUUCGAAUUCUCAUCGAUCAAUCGAUGCAUUAGAUUGGGAUUGGAUGGAUGAUGUUCAAUCACCGCCAGUAAAUCAAUCACCUAAAUAUAAUCAACGAAAGCAAAUGACACGUUCAAAUAAUAAAAAUAAAAUUCGACGACGAAUAACGAUGCCGGUUAAUCAAACGGAAUAUCAUGAAUCCGAUCAUGAAAAACGAUCCUUUGAAUAUUCAAAUUCACCAUUACGAAAAAAACAUAGCUCAGUUUACUUUGAUUCAACAGAUAAUACGAGUGAUGAAGAACAUGCAGGAGAUGAAACAUUGCAAAUAACCUCAUAG
Molecule: messenger RNA, 936 nt
Organism: Rotaria socialis
Lineage: Eukaryota; Metazoa; Rotifera; Eurotatoria; Philodinida; Philodinidae
Source: the annotation of a GenBank genome assembly